Molecule: messenger RNA, 5477 nt
Organism: Epinephelus fuscoguttatus (brown-marbled grouper)
Lineage: Eukaryota; Metazoa; Chordata; Actinopteri; Perciformes; Serranidae
Gene: slc7a3a
Product: solute carrier family 7 member 3a
Exons: 12
Coding region: 407-2362 (651 amino acids)
Biological process (GO): amino acid transport; transmembrane transport
Cellular component (GO): plasma membrane
Molecular function (GO): amino acid transmembrane transporter activity
Source: RefSeq, a predicted model, not a curated record
UUUCCGUAAUCACUGAAGGCAACAUUAGCACCACGCGAGAUCCGAUCAGAGCCACGUAGCUAGCUGGUGUUUCAGUCCCUGACAGAUGAACUAUCAGCCAUAUGGACAGCUGAACAUCGAUAGAGUUGACACCGCCCGUCCUAAUCUGCUGCUGCAAAAUAGCGUAACCACAGACCUGCUGCUUCCUGUUCUCUACGUGCUCCAGUCACUGUUGCCAAAGUUGUCACACCUACACUAAAGGACCAAUAAUAAACAAGUCCUCGGUUUACCUGCCCAUCUGCUCAAAGUACUACUCUCAGACCAGUCACACGUGUUCUCUGUAAGCUUGUGUCGAUCACACACACCCACACUAGAAGGAUUUAAAACACGUAGUCUGGUUCCUCGCCCACACAUAGUCACAGCAAAUAUGGCCAGCAAGCUGACCAACUUUGGCAAGACCCUGCUGCGUCGCCGGGCAUUAGACUGCUCUGGUGAAGAGACCCGAUUCGCUCGCUGCCUGUCCACCCUGGACCUCAUUGCCUUGGGGGUGGGCUCCACACUCGGCGCUGGUGUCUACGUCCUCGCUGGCGAGGUCGCCAGAGAAAAGGCCGGACCUGCUAUUGUCCUCUGCUUCCUUAUCGCUGCUCUGUCCUCCAUGUUGGCUGGCCUGUGCUACGCUGAAUUUGGCGCCCGUGUCCCCAAAACAGGCUCUGCGUACCUUUACAGCUAUGUGACGGUUGGAGAAAUCUGGGCCUUCAUCACAGGGUGGAACCUCAUCCUCUCCUAUGUGAUAGGUACAGCCAGUGUGGCCAGGGCAUGGAGCUCAACCUUUGACAGCUUGGUUGAGCAAAAGAUCUCUGACUUCUUCAAAGCCUCAAUGACAAUGAGGGUGCCCGGGAAUGUGUUGGCAGAGUACCCCGACCUGUUCGCUCUCAUCCUGGUCCUGCUGCUCACCGGACUUCUGGCCUUUGGUGUGAACGAGUCAGCGCUGGUGAAUAAGAUCUUCACAGGCAUCAAUCUGGUGGUUCUGGGCUUCGUUAUCAUCUCUGGCUUUGUAAAGGGAAACACGGCCAACUGGAACCUGACGAAGGAAGACUACUUAAGCUUCGUAAACGCCACCAACAUGAGUGGACCUGCAAAAGUCGAGGAGGAAUUUGGCACGGGCGGCUUUGCGCCGUUUGGCCUGGCUGGCGUCCUGUCUGGUGCUGCCACCUGCUUCUACGCCUUUGUGGGCUUUGACUGCAUCGCAACAACAAGUGAAGAAGCAAAGAACCCCAUGCGCUCCAUCCCUAUUGGCAUCGUCGCCUCUCUGCUGAUCUGUUUCUUCGCCUACUUCGGUGUGUCUGCCGCGCUCACCCUCAUGAUGCCGUACUACCAGCUGAACACCCAGAGUCCUCUACCAGAGGCCUUCAGCUUCGUCGGCUGGGCUCCCGCCAGAUACAUCGUGGCUGUGGGCUCUCUCUGCGCUCUGUCCACCAGUCUCCUAGGCUCUAUGUUCCCCAUGCCCCGCGUCAUCUACGCCAUGGCAGAGGACGGGCUGCUGUUCCGUAUGCUGUCCAGGAUGAACACUCGCACAAAGACUCCUCUCCUGGCUACCAUCGCUUCUGGUGUUGUUGCAGCUCUGAUGGCCUUCCUGUUCGACCUGGCAGCUCUGGUUGACCUUAUGUCCAUUGGAACUCUGUUGGCGUACUCUCUAGUGGCCAUCUGUGUUCUCAUCCUCAGGUACCAGCCAGGCUCUCUGAGUUCGUCCAGCCAGACGGAGAAGCUGGUGGAGCUGGUGGAAGGGGAAAAGGUGGCUGUAAGUGGAGGGGACAGCGGUGAUGAGUACGGGACGGAGACAGAGGAGAGGCCGCUCCGAGAGACCUUCACCGUCAAGCUGCUCUUCUGCCCCAGCGGAAAGACGCCAACGCAGACCUCUGGGCACAUUGUCUACGCCACCACUGCUAUUAUUUCGGUUUUUAUCACCGUACUGUGCAUUCUCCUGGCCAACUGUCUCCCAGAGCUGCUGGCCGGGCACGCAUCUGUUGUGGUGCCCUGUGUCAUCUUGACUCUGCUCUGUGCCGUCUGUGUCAUCAUCAUCUGGAGGCAGCCUGAGAGCAAAGAGGCGCUCACCUUCAAGGUCCCUCUGCUUCCCUGGUUGCCCCUGUUCAGUGUUUUCGUCAACAUCUACCUCAUGAUGCAGCUGGACGUGGGUACAUGGUGCCGCUUUGCUGUCUGGAUGCUUAUCGGUUUCGCCAUCUACUUCUUUUAUGGUAUCAGGAACAGCAGCGAAGCUGCCAAAAGGUCAUCUCCACGCAAAUACGAGCCCGCACUGCAGACCAAGACCCCCAUUUACAAAGGCGCCCCUGACGACAGUGACGUGGAAGCAGGCAGCAGCCCUUGAUACAAACUGAUGCAGACCUGGGGAGUGUUGCCAAAGCAUCUACACUCAUUUUGGCAGUCUGGUUGAACUGGCAGCCAAAUGCUGCGAUGUAGGCGGCUUGGAACGCAGCCCUGGGUUUAAAGGGAGGAGAGGCAAGAAAACGCCACACACAUCUUACCUCUGACUUGGAGGCUGAUUAACUUGAUGGCUAGACACUGUGACAGAGCCACUUUCUGGCCCAUGUGUCUGUUUCAAUCUGUCUGUCUGUACUUAGCCUUAGCCCUCUGAGAGAUAUUUACCUGCCUAUAACACAUGCUUUGAAUGGACCUGACUAACAUAGAGUACUGCGGUGCUCCUCUUGAAGUUCUCUUUUCUGUUUUUUUAAGCCGUUAACUGGAAGAAUGGUUUAACCGUUUUCUUCCUUGCUCCCUCUCCGUUAUUGGUGUGCUGUGGUUGCUUGUGGAGCCACCGGACCAGUAGAAUAACUACUAUCACUAAAAAACACGACUUGAGCCAGUGAGGUUACGAUUGUCAAGACGCUUGGAUCAGUGAGCUAGACUUCAAUAAGCAGCAGCCGCCAGAGCCUUCAGUAGAGCUAACGUGUCUAGUUUAUUGGUCCUUGUUUAUUGUACCUGUUUGUUUGUGUGUAAACAGGGUAGCGCUGAGGCUGUGUGGUUUACAGUCAGUCAGGGCCUCAGUGCAGUUAGGUCAGUAGCACAUAGACGACAUCGAUGUCAUCCACACUGUAGGGUUCAGUGUCUGAAGCUGUAGUUCUCGCUUUUAAAGGUCGCCCUCGUUGUUUCCCCUGCUCCCAGAAAACAGCCAUACAGUUAGUCUGCACAGCAGCUUUUUAAAAUGGGAUGAAAUAGAGUGGUGCAGGAAAGUCAAAUAGGUCAGUAAAUACCCUACUCGUGAAUUUUGAAGCCUUUAGGUGUCUCAAAAAAGGCGGUCGCAGGACGUCAUCACACAGAACAUGGCUGUCCUGCCUUCUUGUAUUGGCAGCGUUGAAGUCAUGUGCCAGUGGUGUUGUUUGUUAAUAGCCUAACGUUAGCUUUAUACUUCUUGUGACUGCAUUUAGGCUUCAAAAAUCGUCAAAGUGUUAUUCAUUCCUGAAGAUUACCUUGCAGAACAAAAAAUUUAUCAUAAAGUUCUGUUUGCCACAGAGCUUAUUAUCCACAAUAAUCCAAAAUUCAAUGGAAAAUCCCACAAGACAAUUCCUGUGUUGGCCAUCGUUUCUUCAGCACUCUAUUAGAUGCUUAUCGUAAAUUAUCCGUGUUUGUCUUGCAUAUUGACCGUGUUGAAAUGGUAUUUGUUGGCAUCUUGUGGCCUUUGUCUCAACCUUAUCCAGAUAACUAAAAUGCUUUUAAAACUUUUACCAGCUAAAGGGGUGAAAAAUUAAUUUUUGACCUGUGAAGGGCGUUGGAAUCCAGAAAUUUAAGUAAAAACUGCACAGCAAAGCAGGAGUCAUGAAAUUUAAUAUGCUAUGCUUUGUUAUUUUAAACAUACUUUCAUACACUGAAUUGCCCAUAUUUGGUUGGAUAUGAGUUUUCCUCCAAAACAACAUGGGUAUGUAAAUAUCUGAAUGCAUUUUAAAUCAUCAAACUAAUUGAUUUACUAAUCCCAGAUCUCAUCUACAUACUUGCACCUUUCUGCUUCAGAUGCUUUGCACUUAAUGCGAUUAACAAGCGUGUUACCCCCUGACGGUCAUUUAAAAUUUUAGUUACUACAAUAUCUGUCCACCUCUGACUGAUCUGGGAGCUGCAGGAUCUGUUUCUGAACAAGGGGCCUGUCUUUCAUCGCUACUAAAAUAUGGUAUUCACCUUUUUCGUUUUUACCUCCUUGUGAAAAGACUCACUAAGGUUCUUCUUUAGUUUCAAUUGAAACUUGUUCUCGGCAGCUUUAUCUGUUGAGUUCCAUCACCUUUUAUUUUAUUCAACUGUAUUUUAUUUCUACUACUUUUAUUACUUCUUCUGAUAGAACUGUUAAUAUUCAAAUAUUUAUAGUUUUGUUUGUUCGGGGUAGCUUUCUCUUGUUUCUUUUUGCCUUUUCGUAUCAAUCAUUUUAAAACGCUUUGUAGAUGUUAAUGUAUUUUAAUUGUUACAUGUACAGUUUUUAGUGUGCUGAUCUUAUUUGGUCUUCUUUGUUGCUUCCACUAUGUUUUUUUGUUUGUUUUUCCUUUUGUCACAAAUGUCACCAAUUUAUCUAAUUAUAAUCCUUUCUGACCAAAUGAACAUGUUUUUGAAAACUGAGCUUUUCAGAACAGAAUGACCACUAAAAGUUGGUCUCUAAAUUGUGUAAUAUAAAAAAGCUGUUUACCCCAACCCUCUGGAGUCACUGUAACUUAUUGUUAAUAGUAUAUUUUUGUUGUUUUAGAAAAGUGCUUUACUGUAGAAUGUACAGUAUUUGUUUAAAACUGUAUCUUUAUUUGUAUAAUGCUGUAAAUUAUACAAAUUUUAACAUAUGACCUUGAGUAUAAUUUGGCAAGAGAUGUUUUUUGUUUGUAAAUUACACUUGAAGGCAUUUCAUUUGACACUUAAUGCUGCUGAAAUCCAAUUUAUACAAAUCCAAGUCACCUUUUUUAAGAUAAAGGUCCAGGUGGAUGCAAUAUUGAAGCAUUUCUGUAGAUGCCGUCGCUAAACAUCUUAAGUAUUCGCUUAGGAAAUGCUCCCUCCUGUCAGACGUGUCAGAACUUGACAUAUCUCCCGCAAAGUUUGCAGAGAAGGAGUGUUCAGUGAAGGUAGAUCUGGAUUCAGCCAGUGUUUUUAGAUGAUGCAAAUCAAUAAACUGGUGCCUUCUGCCUGAGAAAGACACUGGGGCUGUGAAACAAGGAGUCCAGCUGUACGUCGGACUACUCAAAUACUUUCUGAUUUUCACUGGAGAUUUGAACUCUGCCUGGCAAUGAUGGUGACAUCAUUAAAAGGUUAUGUGGCUGUGACUUAGGUCACACAGAGCUCUUCACACUCAGCCCUUGUGCCUUUCAAAAAUCAAUACUAUCAUCUCCCCUCCUCGAUGCUAACUCAUUAACAGCAAUGAUCUAUUUUUGUCUUUGUUUUAUAUCCUGUACAUAUGGCUGUCAUGUAUAAAAUGAGCUGUAUUUUCAAUGUUUUUUUUAAAAUAAAACAAUAAUUCAUGCUUA